AGUGGCGGCAGAGUUAUCGUCGAAAAACAAACAAAAAACGGUCAAUCUUCGUUUUUCGACAUUUCUGAGGCUUCUGACAGACUUACGUUUUGUUCGCUGAAGGCAGAUCUGAAAUUAUUUUUCGGCGCUCGAAAAAAUUGUUUUCUCGUUCAUUUUGUAUAAUUUUUCCUUCAGUUGUAAAGGUUCAAACGCGACACUGACACCGAUAAUAGACGUUGGCGCCACCAUGCGUCGAACGUCUGAAAGUUCAUCCCAUCGUGUAGGAGACAAACUUGCCAAUUAUGGGAUGUCGAACGUUGUAAGAUCGUGAGGGACCCGCAUUACGACCAUUACAACGUACGUCGAAUUUUUUCCAUGGUACUCCAUAGAACAAAUAAUUCGAUCAUUGCUCCCAUUGGUGACACUGAUUUGUGUGCACACACGAUACGUGUACACAUAUGUACAAUGUCAAAUGUCACUUUGAAUUGUAUAAAUAUUUAUUUUGUGUUUUUAUUUAAUUCAUAUGAAUAUUAUUUUGUUUUAUUCCAGUUAUUUUGAUUAAUGUUGAAAAAUAGAUAAAAUGGAGAAAAGUCCAUGUAAUUCUGAUAGUGAUAACGAAAGUACCACACCGGAUAUUGCUGCUGCUGCUAAAAAUAUUGCUUUACAUUUACUUCCUGUAAAAUCAAGACUGAAAUAUGAAAAACAGUAUGAAAUGUUUGAGACUUGGAGCAAAGCAAGAGAUAUUAAAAGUUAUACUGAAUCUGUUUUAUUGACCUAUUUUACCGAGAAAGCAAGUGUAAUGAAAUCUUCCACACUUUGGUCUAUAUAUUCAAUGUUGAAAGCAGUUCUACUUGCAAAACGUGGCAUUGAUAUAAGCCAAUACAAAACAUUACUAGCUUAUUUAAAAAAGCAGGCACAAAAUUACCGUGCCAAAAAGUCGAAAACGUUUCGUGAAGAACAUAUCCAGAAGUUUAUUUGUGAAGCUCCAGAUGAUUUGUACCUGCUUAAAAAGGUUGUUUUAAUUAUUGGAAUUGCUGGUGCAUGCAGGAGAGAUGAGCUGGUAAAAAUAAAAUUGAGUGACAUUGAAGAUAAGGGGUCACUCUUAAUAAUAACUGUUCCUGAAACAGAAACGAAUAAAAGUCGCUGUUUUACAGUUAGGAGUGGUAGCUUUAUUGAUAUUUUGCAAUUCUAUAGAAAGUACAUUGCACUAAGACCUCUAGAUUCUGAUACACCAGAGAGACUGUUCCUAAAUUAUCAUAAUCGCAAAUGCAGUAAACAAGUUGUUGGUAUGAAUACCAUAGCAAAAGUACCUAAAGAUAUUGCUGAAUUUCUUGAAUUAGCAGACUCUGAUUUGUACACAGGUCAUUGCUUCCGUCGCACUUCUGCUAAUCUAAUGGCAGAUGGUGGCAGGGGCAUCAUAAGGCUAGACCUUCUAGGGCAAUGGCAUCCCACAAGAGUUCCAAAGCGAUAUUUAGAAAAUUCUAUAAAUAAUAUAGACAUUCAUAAUAUGACUGGAUCCUCUACAUUUUCUGUGGAAGUUGAUACAUAUCAGGUAAUUCAAGAAUCUUUGGAAGAACCUAUACAACAAUCCAAUUAUGAAAUUUCGCAGGAAUCUUUGCAAGAACCGUCACAAGAACCUCCUCCAGUAUAUGAUACCACCACAUUGUCAGACAAAAGCAGAAAAAGGUCAAUCAGGGAUACUCAGAUUCAACUUAUGGAGGCAUGUACAAGCGCAUUGAAUUCUCAGAAAGAAUUAACUGAAUUCGACUUGAUUGGCAUGAAUGUUGCCAAGAAGCUACAUAGAAUGGAUGCCACACAAGCAAUAUAUGCAGAAUCGUUAAUAAAUGCAGUCUUAUUGAAGGGUUUAAAAAAUGAACUAUGCGAGAACAUGACUAUCUCUACUGAUGUGUAUAGGGAAGAUGGUCAUACCACUAAUAAUCAUAAUAGAACUCCUACAUCCUCUCCAGAACCAUCAACAAAUAACUCUGAAGAAUCCCAUCCAAACUGUCAAAAUGGAGAACUUGUCAAUUGAAGGGAAUUUCAUAAUAAAAUUCAGACCUGAAAGGACUGUUAUGAUGUGAAAGCAGAAUCAAAUACAUACAUCUGAUUGUUGGAGCUGGUUUAUUCAAUAAUCAAUUAUGUGGUAUCAAAAGAUAAGCAUAUGUAGUAUAGAGUUGAUAUAACAGGAUCAGAGAAAAGGCUCAAAAGCAGCCUAGAUACCAGGCUUCGCCUCCUCACCAUUACUACUACUAUUACUACAUAUGUCAUGCCUCAUCCAGACCAUCUGUGUGGGACCUUUGUUCCUAACUUAUUCAGUCAGUUUGUUUAAACUGACACGUCUGGAGAACCAUAAUCUGGGCAUUCUCAAUGGGAAAAAGAGUCAAGAAUGAAGUGAAUGAUCAGAGCAAGCAAAAAUGAAAAUGCUUAUUUUUUUGUGUAACUCAUAGCGAUAAUAGUCAUUCGAGUCGAUUGACUAUUCGUAUAGCUUUUUUAUAUCUUAUAAUGGAUCAAUAAAAUUAUUUGUUACUGUUUCUGUGACUGAAGAAUCUG
Acanthoscelides obtectus is the source of this 2529-nucleotide messenger RNA. NCBI's taxonomy places the organism in Eukaryota, Metazoa, Arthropoda, Insecta, Coleoptera, Chrysomelidae. The record is from the annotation of a GenBank genome assembly.